UGCAGUUCUUUUGCCCCCGGGAGACGGGCCAGGGCUGCUGGAUGACCUGGCCUGUCCAGCCCCGCUCCCUGAGAACACUUUCGCGGGAUCUUGCCCGCGGGGAAGGGUUUCUUAGAGCCCGCAAACUGCUGCCUCGUCUCGUGCUGCGAAAGGAAGUGUUCCUGUAAUGACCAAUCAGCGGCGAGGAGCCGUUUUAACGUCCCUCCCUUCUUCACCCCUCCUUCCCCGCAAUGUGGUCCGUUCCCCCUUCUGUUCGCUCCGGGUCUGCGCAGUGUGGCCCUAACAGGACGCCGUCACCCGCGAGCCCGCCUUGGAGUCCGGCGGUGACCCGUCUCCGCGACAUGUCUGGCUCAGAGGCUGAGUGGGUAACCAUUGCCAAUAACCUUCUUUUUAAAUGUCACAUACAUCUGAGGAUACACACACUUGAAGAUUGUGAUUCUAAUGUUUUUAUUGCUCUUUAUCAAUCCAUUUUGGGAGAAAAAGUUCCAGACCUCAUAGCUAUUCCCAAGAGUCAAGAGGAUGAUGCCCACAAUGUACAAGCAGUGAUUGAUUCAUUGGCCUUGGAUUAUCUGCAGGUUAGCUUGUCUCACAUAACAGGUGAAACUGAACAGUAUUUUAAAGAAUCCCAUGAAGGAGAACCUUUGGAAGAGCUAGAAAGCACUAAGGAGUCCAAAUCAUCAUGGAAAAGAGUUUCUUUUGGGAGGAGCUCCUCCUCACCUGAGGCUUUGGGACCCUCUUGGGAUGAAGAUGAAGCAGAAUCCACUGGUGAAAUAAUUAGACUCGGAGACACAGCACACACCUUUUCUCUAAGAAGUAAUGGUGCUCAAAGUCCUGUCCACAAGCAGUCUAAAAAAAUGUCACCCUCACCAGUUGCAAAACUACAGGAAGAUAUGUUAAACCCUCCCUCAUCUAGUUUUCUGUUCAAGGAUAGGACAUCCUUUGUUGAAGAUAUGGAAACCCCUUCUGUGAGUAUGGUUCCAAGCGCUAGAAAGCUAGGGGAGCCCAUCCGAGCAGCUAUUCCUUUACAUCCACCCUACCACCCUUCAGAACCUCGAGCACCCUGCCCUAUAGGAAAAGAAUACCUGCGUGCAAGUCACUUCUCCCCUGCCGGGAAUUCAUCUGGAGAGCACACGGCAUUUUCUGAACCAGAUGAUAGAGUUACCUUAACUUCCAAGUUGCCUGACAAUAGUGAACAGGAAGCCUACCCAACUCGGGUCCCCAGCCCCAGAACAAGGAAGAUUCCCAAAGGAAAAAGAAGUGAAAACAGAGCUGCAGUCUCAUCAUGGGAUUCACCUUCCCCGCAGAGGUCAAGAAAGAGGUUAACAGAACAAGAACUACAUGUAGUGUCAGAGAAACUCUCUCAACGGCUCUGUGAGCUAGAUUGGAUGUUAAAAAGUGCUCUGGGUGAUCGAAUUAAAGAAAAGACUGUCUAUGAAGAAGAUAUUAUAAACAAAGAGAUGGCGAAUGGAAAUGAGGAGACACUUUCUCAACAUAGUGACAGCAUCAUGGAAUAUGAGCCAAAGAAGCUAAGGCCAGGAUUUCCCAAGCACAAAAAGCCACCUUACAGAUCCCAUUCGCUUUCUCCAUCUCCAGUUAACAAACACAAACAGUUCCAGAUAGAGAGAAGGCGGCAGCGUAAGCCAAAAGAAACAGAUAUCCGCCAUUUCCAAGCAAAGGCAUUAACUGAAGCAUUUGAAAGGGAGCUAAGAAGAAAUAAAAUUCAAGACAAUAUUGGAUCUCAAAGGAUAAAUGAGGAGGAGGAGGAGGAGGAAACAGGAAAAAUAUACAGAGAAGUCAUUCAUACAAGAACUCCCAAACAUAGUCAGCCCUGGAAGAUUUACUCCAGAAAAUCCACAACUCAGAGUUCAAGAGGUGGCUUCCAAAGGCCAAAUAAAGCAGCUCCAAUGAAAGUAAAUGAACACAGUCUCUUGCCCCUUAUGCUGGAGCAGUUUCCAUUUCUCUAUGUUUCUGGCCCAACACUAAGCAAAAUGUGGAAACAACAAAUUGCACAUGUUGAACAGCUCAAUAAAGAGGCACACAGGGACAGUCGAUCAAAGAAGAAACUCCAGGAUGAAAUAGAAGAAGCCCUGAGAAGGCAUGAAAUCCUCACUUCCCUUGUCAAGAAAGAAUAUGAACAUAACAAGAGACUGCAAGACUUCAAGGACUGCAUUUAUAGACAGAGGUUGACCCAAUCAAAAAUAAAAGAAAAUCGUCAGCAAAUUAUUCGUGCCCGAAAAUAUUAUGAUGAUUAUAGAGUUCAGUUGCGUGCAAAAAUGAUGAGAAUGAGAACCCGGGAAGAAAUGAUAUUUAAGAAGCUGUUUGAGGAAGGUUUACAAAUUCAGAAACAAAGAUUACAAGACCUGAGAAACUAUGCCAAAGAAAAAAGAGACGAAGAAAAGAGACAGCAUCAGAAUGAACUGGACUCGAUGGAGAACUACUAUAAGGACCAGUUUUCAUUGCUGGCAGAAGCCAUAUCACAGGAACGUCAGGAACUCAAAGCCCGAGAGAAAUUCCAGGCUCAGACAUUACAUAAGGUGAAGAGGGAGCUGAGAUCUAAGAUGGAGAAGGAAAUUCAGCAACUACAGAACAUGAUAACGCAGAAUGACGAUGACGCUUUCUUCCGGGAACUGGAAGCUGAGCGCUUCAGAGCUCGGCUACAGCUGGCUUCUCUUCAGUAUGGUCGGAAUCCCUUCUCAUGAGGCCAGAUUUCAUAGGUGAGGUUUCUGGAGGCCUUUACCAGGACAGAGCUAGAACUGAGCCAGUAAACAGUCUGAAACAGAAGAAUUUUUUUAAAUGCCUUAUCUGUGUAUUCAUUCCAAUACUCAUAAUAUUUUAAAUAAAAAUGUUUUCUUAAAGCU
Molecule: messenger RNA, 2858 nt
Organism: Urocitellus parryii (Arctic ground squirrel)
Lineage: Eukaryota; Metazoa; Chordata; Mammalia; Rodentia; Sciuridae
Source: RefSeq, a predicted model, not a curated record